AUGCUGUUCCAGCCCACUCUAGCCCCUGGAACGCUGUUCCAGCCCACUCUAGCCCCUGGAACGCUGUUCCAGCCCAUCCUAGCUCCUGGAACGCUACUCCAACUCACCCUAGCCCCCGGAAUGCUGUUCCCGCCCACCCUAGCCCCCAGAAUGCUGUUCCAGCCCACCCUAGCCCCCAGAAAGCUACUCCAGCUCACCCUAGCUCCUGGAACGCUACCCCAGCCCACCCUAGCCCCCAGAAUGCUGUUCCAGCCCACCCUAGCCCCCAGAACGCUACUCCAGCCCACCCUAGCUCCUGAAACGCUACUCCAGCUCACCCUAGCCCCCGGAAUGCUGUUCCAGCCCACCCUAGCCCCCAGAAUGCUGUUCCAGCCCACCCUAGCCCCCGGAACACUACUCCAGCCCACCCUAGCUCCUGGAACGCUACUCCAGCUCACCCUAGCCCCCAGAAUGCUGUUCCAGCCCACCCUAGCCCCCAGAAUGCUGUUCCAGCCCACCCUAGCCCCCAGAACGCUACUCCAGCUCAGCCUAGCCCCUGGAACGCUGUUCCAGCCCACCCUAGCCCCCAGAAUGCUGUUCCAGCCCACCCUAGCCCCCAGAACGCUACUCCAGCCCACCCUAGCUCCUGGAACGCUACUCCAGCCCACCCUAGCUCCCAGAACGCUGUUCCAGCCCACCCUAGCCCCCGGAACACUACUUCGGCUCACCCUAGCCCCCGGAACGCUACCCCGGCCCACCCUAGCUCCCAGAACGCUGUUCCAGCCCACCCUAGCCCCCGGAACGCUACCCCGGCCCACCCUAGCCCCUGGAAUGCUGUUCCAGCCCACCCUAGCCCCCAGAACGCUACCCCAGCCCACCCUAGCUCCUGGAACGCUACUCCAGCUCACCCUAGCCCCCGGAACGCUGUUCCAGCCCACCCUAGCCCCUGGAACGCUACCCCGGCCCACCCUAGCCCCCGGAACGCUGUUCCAGCCCACCCUAGCUCCUGGAACGCUACCCCGGCCCACCCUAGCCUCCGGAACGCUGUUCCAGCCCACCCUAGCCCCCAGAACGCUACUCCAGCCCACCCUAGCUCCUGGAACGCUACUCCAGCUCACCCUAGCCCCCGGAACGCUGUUCCAGCCCACCCUAGCCCCCAGAACGCUACCCCGGCCCACCCUAUCCUCCGGAACGCUGUUCCAGCCCACCGUAGCCCCCGGAACGCUACUCCGGCCCACCCUAGCCCCCAGAACGCUACUCCGGCCCACCCUAGCUCCCGGAACGCUGUUCCAGCCCACCCUAGCCCCCGGAACGCUACUCCAGCCCACCCUAGCUCCUGGAACGCUACUCCAGCUCACCCUAGCCCCCGGAACGCUGUUACAGCCCACUCUAGCCCCCAGAACGCUAUUCCAGCCCACCCUAGCUCCUGGAACGCUACUCCAGCUCACCCUAGCCCCCGGAACGCUGUUCCAGCCCACCCUAGCCCCCAGAACGCUACCCCGGCCCACCCUAUCCUCCGGAACGCUGUUCCAGCCCACCCUAGCCCCCGGAACGCUACUCCGGCCCACCCUAGCCCCCAGAACGCUACCCCGGCCCACCCUAGCCCCCGGAAUGCUGUUCCAGCCCACCCUAGCCCCCAGAACGCUACUCCAGCCCACCCUAGCUCCUGGAACGCUACUCCAGCUCACCCUAGCCCCCGGAAUGCUGUUCCAGCCCACCCUAGCCCCUGGAACGCUACCCCGGCCUAACCUUAGCCCCCGGAACGCUGUUCCAGCCCACCCUAGCUCCUGGAACGCUACCCCGGCCCACCCUAGCCCCCCAGAACGCUACUCCAGCCCACCCUAUCCUCUGGAUCGCUGUUCCAGCCCACCCUAG
Messenger RNA from Lampris incognitus (smalleye Pacific opah), 1854 nucleotides. Its product is annotated as adhesive plaque matrix protein-like. The record is from RefSeq and is a predicted model, not a curated record. The transcript has a single exon. Lineage: Eukaryota; Metazoa; Chordata; Actinopteri; Lampriformes; Lampridae. The coding region runs from base 1 to 1854 and encodes 617 amino acids.